Cylicostephanus goldi is the source of this 357-nucleotide messenger RNA. NCBI's taxonomy places the organism in Eukaryota, Metazoa, Nematoda, Chromadorea, Rhabditida, Strongylidae. The record is from the annotation of a GenBank genome assembly.
AUGGCUUUUUUUGAGUUCUUUUCUGUUGCGGCAGUACUUGCGCGUUUCUGUAAACUGGUAAAUUUCUUUUGUAAAAGGAAUUUUUCAGGUUCUAUUCCAUGGUUCUUUGUGUCUGAAAUCUUUGCCUCGAAUUCUCGUAGCAAUGCAAACUCGGUAGCUGUAAUGGUUAACUGGACAGCUAACUUGCUUGUUGGACUAUCGUUCCUUUCACUUAAUAAUGCCCUUGCCCAAUACUCGUUCCUCGUCUUCACCGCAUUACUAUCGUUCUUCAUCUUCUUCACAUGGCGAUUUGUACCCGAAACCAAAGGAAAGACCGUUGAAGAAAUCACAGCCACAUUUGACAAACGAAAGCGUUAA